AGCUUGAGUCAAGCGUAGAAUAGGAAAGAGUUGAGUCCUUAAAAGCUGAAUUGAACAAGAGAGUGGCAGCAUAGCACUAUUGCAGCAGCACACACAGAGAAGUGUUGAAUUGAACAAGAGAGGUAGAACAAGAAGAAGAAGAAGCUGCAAUGGGUUGGAUCGGCGAGACUGUGGAUUCUGUCAAAUCUCUUCAGAUCCGCCAGGCAUGAUUGUCACAUCUGCACUAAUAAUUUGGAAGGCGUUGAUGUGUGUCACUGGCAGUGAAUCACCUGUUGUCGUUGUUCUUUCUGGAAGUAUGGAACCGGGAUUCAAGCGGGGGGACAUCUUGUUCUUGCGCAUGAGUAAAGAACCAAUUCGUGCAGGGGAGAUUGUGGUGUUUAAUGUGGAUGGACGUGAGAUUCCAAUUGUUCAUCGUGUAAUCAAGGUACAUGAAAGGGAAGAUAAUGGAGAGGUUGAUGUUCUCACGAAAGGAGAUAACAACUAUGGAGAUGACAGGCUUCUGUAUGCUCAUGGUCAGCUUUGGCUGCAAAGGCACCACAUUAUGGGUAGAGCUGUCGGGUAUGCAUAUGGCCUAGCCAAGUUGUACAUAGGAACACCAGAGGAAACAUUUUCCUACCUAGAGAGUCAACCGAGCUGAACGGUUCUGAUUCCCCAGAGCAUGUUCUUCAAGCUUGCAUGUACAAAUCCAAAAUCUUCCUCUCUUAGAAGUGUAUAUAGCAGUGCAUAUCUCAUACAGAUACAGAUGAAGCUCCACUUCAAUUUGAUCAAGCCAUGUAUGUGCAUUACCUCUGAAAUUUCUGGUUUGAAACUGAUCUUUCCAGGUACAUGAUUAUUCGGUCGCUAUCCAAAAAAAAGAAAACAGAACCAAAUGUCAGAACUAUGAGAUGAUAUGACACAGUUUAAAUGUAUUUAUUAUA
Molecule: messenger RNA, 917 nt
Organism: Lotus japonicus
Lineage: Eukaryota; Viridiplantae; Streptophyta; Magnoliopsida; Fabales; Fabaceae
Exons: 7
Coding region: 206-637 (143 amino acids)
Cellular component (GO): signal peptidase complex; membrane
Molecular function (GO): serine-type endopeptidase activity
Source: RefSeq, a predicted model, not a curated record